Molecule: messenger RNA, 11233 nt
Organism: Xyrichtys novacula (pearly razorfish)
Lineage: Eukaryota; Metazoa; Chordata; Actinopteri; Labriformes; Labridae
Source: the annotation of a GenBank genome assembly
AUGGGAAAGUUAGUCUGGAUCUCGAUUGUAGUGGCAGGUCUUUCGGUGUUUUUUGGCGAGAGGGUUAUCAACUUCAGGUACUAAAAGGGAGGCGCUGCCCGUUAUCGUGAAAACAAUCCUGCUGUGUUUAGUUGUGUUUUUAGUGUAAGUUUCGAAGUUUCUGCUUCACUGUGACUUUUGCGUUUCAAACAUUGCAGGAAAAGAGUCCUCGCUACAAGAGAGGUGGACAACAAUCACCUCCCGAACUGCUCUCCGCUGAAAAACUUGGGUAUGUUUCGCUAGAAGAAAAUGCAAUGAAUGGUUGAAGGGGGACAGGGAAAGUAACUGCAGUUUUUGUACUUUCAGAUCAUGGCUCCGAGGAUAUCACGAUCCUUGGUAAUGGGCUUGCCUUUAUCAGCACUGUAAGUAUUUGAAUUGACAGAAAGCCAAUGCAUGCAUGUGACAAUUUGGUGGGGCACAGAAAAUAAAGUAAACAUGAUGAUCUGGUGAUUUAAGUACACUUAUUAUCCUAACUUGGUUAUUAUACGUGUUCAGUUCAGUCGGUGCUUCUGUUUCAAACUUGCGCAGCUGUAUGCUGUUGUAAUUUCAUUUUUCAUUAAUUCAGAAAUUAUUUCCUCAAUCAUGAGUUUGCACCAAUUACCUUGUGAGUUGCAUAUCUUUCUUCAUGCAUGAGUUAGUAUUUUUUUUUUUUUGUUUGAUUUUCUUCCACAUACUUGGUUCUUAAAACUUAAUCCUUGUCCUCAUUCAGAUCUUUCAGAAUUUGAAAAUAGUAGACAUAUAUUAAACAUCCCCUGUAUUGAUCUAUCAAGAUUUAAGAAACAAUCUUUAAGCCCUCCUAAACUGCAUGAACAGGUUCAUCUGCUUUGUCUUUAAGUCUACUUGGCCAGCAAAAGAACCUCCUGUACAGAGGUUAUGGCACUAAGAAUGGCCUGAAUAUCUUAUUCACUUAACCUGUUUAAAGGCUGUUCUUAUUUUCAUUAUGAUAAUGGUGUCAAUGUCAGGGUUUAUUUUGCAGGAUUUUUAUUGUCUAUUACAUAAUCUUUAUUUCUUGAAAUACCAAGGGUCUGCACUAUCCUGGAUUACCAAACUCAGAAGCACUCGGGAAGAUUUUUGUUCUUGACAUGAAUGAUUCCCGACUGAAGCCAGUGGAGCUCCGCAUGCCAAGGAACUUUGAUCUGGAGUCCUUUAACCCUCAUGGCAUCAGUGUAUAUAUCGAUCCAAGUGGUAAAAAGAUUUACAUAUAUACGGUUUUAUAUAACACACACACAAGUCUCUACAAGAUAGCACCUUAAGGGGGUAAACCCUGCUCAGUGGGUUUCUUUUACUUGUACAUUUUGAACCAGAUUCAGCAGUUUUUUCAUUUAUCAGAUAAGACUAUCAUAUGUCAAAAUUGCACGUACACUGAGCAGCAGAAAAGAAAACUUUAAAUGUGUUUUAUUUUUGCUGGUUUUGCAUGAACACCUGUGUGUGUAGAGCAUGCAGACAAUCCUGUUGUGAAAAUAAAUCUUUUAGGUACUGUGGAAGUAGCAGUGUUAUUCAAAAUGAUAUGUUGUUUGAAUAUGCAUGUCAGUUUCCUUUUUAUUAUACCAAUGCUUGAACAGCAAGUUGUCAUAAAAUGCAUACACCUUUAGAGUCACCUUUAGUGUCACCUUAAGACCAACUACCUCUGACCCAUUUUGUUAACACUGCUUUUAUUGUUUCUUGUCAGAUGAUACAAUAUACCUCUUUGUUGUGAAUCACCCUGAACACAAAAGCCAAGUAGAGCUGUUUACGUUCGUCGAGGAAGACUUCUCACUGGUCUAUCAGAAAACCAUCAAGCAUGAACUUCUCCACAGGUACAGUAUAUGAAAUCUCCAGUGAGGAGAUUUUUUGACUUUUAUGAAAAAGACUGAAAUUCAUAUGCCUUAUUAUGAUAUACAAGAGCAGAAAAGACCAACAGUGACAAGACUGAUACAUUUUACACUGUAAUUUUUCAUGCAUUAGACUGAUGUGGGAGGGAAGGUGUCAGUCAAGUAGCUAAAGAAACCGCCCUUUUCCCUUUUUUUAUCUUCUACAUAAAAAGCUCAAAAUAAAUGGAAGAUUUGACAGUCAAAAGUCAUCUAUAUAUAUAUACAUAUAUAUAUAUAUAUAUAUAUAUAUAUAUAUAUAUAUAUAUAAUUAUAUUAUUAUUAUUUUUUUUUUGGUCAGGAAACACAAUUUAAACAUGUAUAGAACAAGACACUUAAAGGCUGGUUCGUCCAAAAUUGACUCGAACUAAAGGUUCCCCAUUGGAGCUUUAAAUAGAGAGACAUGGUCAGUCAAGAGCAUUAUUAUUAUUAUUAUUAUUAUUAUUUUAUUUAUUUAUUUUUUAUUGUUAUUAUUAUUAUUAUUAUUAUUAUUAUUAGUAGUAGUAGUAGUAGUAGUAUCAUACAUGAUGGUCAUUUCCUGAUCUCAUACCUAAGGUAGAGAGCUCAGGUGCUGGUAUAACACUGCACUGCUGUCAUCUAGAUUUUCAGACCAUUUGGGGAUUUGGGGAAUCUGCAAUAAAAUUAAGCAGGGAGUAAAAAUCUGAAGCCGUAAUCCAGAGAAAAGUCAGACGAUGCAUACGCUGUUAUGAGACAGUGGUUAUUGCUGGCGUAUAACCACUGUCCUGCCAAUACUGAAGUUAGAUAGUUUUCGCAAUCAAAGGUCCACCCUACCUAGAAAUACCAUUACAAGGAGAUAUAGAACUGCUCUGUAACAUUAGCCCAGAAGUUUCUCUUUCCUCAUCAUUGAACUUUUGGUCAAGCUAAGUUGUAGCCUACUAAAUAAGAAAGCUAAAGCACUAACCCUGUCGUUGCCAGUUUAGUUUGGACACUACACUUCCCCCCUUUGUGUCCCAUAUGACUAUCAACAGCAAUGUUGACUAUGAAGAGUUACAGUAGCCUAUGAAAUUGGCAAACAGAGGCACUAGCUUUCUUUUUUUUAUUGGGAUCAGUGAGACUUGCAACCUGAAACAGCAGCACAAUAUUUAAAUAGUGUGUUAAUGUCCUCAGCUUAAAAUCAAAGAAAAAUGAAGAGAUGACUAUAUAUUGUGCAAAGGCCUUGUUUCGUAUUAUUCAUUCAUCCUACCAUUUGUAAUCAGUGUAAAUAUUUAAUGGUAAAAAUUAAUGUCCAAUUAUGACUAUCUUUCCAGUGUGAACGACAUAAUUGCGGUAGGAGCUGAGGCUUUCUAUGCAACCAAUGAUCACUACUUCACCAACGAGUUCCUGAAAGGUACAGUUGAGCCUGUUCUGGCUCAGCCUUGGUCCAACGUUGUGUACUACAGCCCGGAUGAGGUCAAAGUGGUCUCAGAGGGAUAUUACUUUGCAAAUGGCAUCAAUAUCUCACCAGACACAAGGUAAGAAAAAGGUGGAGGGAUUUGCAUAUUGUGGACAGUCCUUUCAUACAAAGUUUUAACACUUUCAUUGUUUUCUUUCUUAUUUUAGUUACAUUUAUGUGGCCGAUUUACUCGACUCGAGUGUGCAUGUGCUGGAGCGCAAAGAAGACAAUUCAUUGGUUUCUGUAAAGGUAACUAAUUCAUGUAAAUGAGCGCACAGAUUUAUAAGACCAUAUCUAUUAGGGAUCAGUUCUUUAAGAAAUAAGUGUAAGCACUGGUGGCAAAUAAUCAUGUUAUGUCGUUAAACUGCUGUGAAACAUAUUUACAGUCACCAGGCAGAAGGGAAAAUAAGAACUUCAUUAGGUCUUGCUGAAACUGUCUUUUAAUGUCUUGACAUUGACACAAAUUCAUGAUUCACAUUCUUCGCAAACAUCUCACCAGUCUGUGGAUAUUGGGACCCUUGGUGACAACAUUGAAGUGGAUCCUGAAACUGGAGACCUGUGGUUAGGCUGUCACCCCAAUGCACUGAAACUUUUCCUGUUUGACCCCAGCAACCCGCCUCAGUCUGAGGUUUGAUGAGAACAGACCAAAUCCAGUCUUUUUUUUGCAUAUUUUUACAACUGAUCUGCAUAUUGACACUUUAACAUCUCUGUAAUAUUAUUACAGGUCAUCCGCAUCCAGAACAUCCACUCUGACGAGCCAGUGGUGACUCAGGUUUUCACUGAUGAUGGCAAUGUGAUCAUGGGCUCCUCUGUGGCAGCGCCCUACGGGGGAAAGUUGCUCAUCGGCACCGUGUUUCAUAAAGCUCUGUGCUGUGAUCUGAAUUAGGCUGUGUCUUUUUGUCAGACUGUUUUCAGUAAGCAAUAGAGUUUAAUAAAUGAGUUGAAAAAUCUGCUCAAAAUGCAGUUUAAGAUCUGCCUCUCAGUCAGGCUCUCACUUAGAUUUGAAUAGGGAUAAAAUAUGGAUACUCCAGCACUAAAGGCAAAACCAGACACAAGCUGUUAGGAGAUAAAACAAAUAAUUAAGGCUGGCAUAAGAACCUUAAAAUCCACCUGGAGGAGCUGUGAGGAAAAAAUAUCUGGUGCUUAUCUGAAUAAUGGUAAAGGCUGCUUAUUUGUGUGAUUGUGGCACAAAAGUUACUGACCUGGCCUGAUACCUGAACCACUGAAAAAAGCACUUGAUAUAAAACACUGUCUUUCUUUGUUUUGUACUUAAAUCAUUUGAGCUUUCAAGGUAAGAUUUAUGAGAAAAAACUGGAAAAAAGUUUUCUCAUUGCACAUUUAAAAACAGAGAAAAAUAGGAGUUCGUAGAUAAAACAUAGGGGUUGUUAAAUUUUGCUUUCUGAUAUAACUUGAUACAAAGAAAAUACAAAGAUUUAAAGAUGUUGAUGGGACUUGGGUGGACUAACUGUCAAAGAGGUCGUUUUUCUCAAGUAUUGAUUUUUAAGCAGGUUGGUUUAAAGAAGGUGAUGGUGCUCUUACUAAUGCAGGUUACAAUUUGAAAUUGUCUUCAUGAUUUCUUCAUGAAACUUCCUCAAAUAGGUGGUAUUACAGCCUUUUGCAAGGGGAGGGUAGUCAUUUGCUUUCAAUUUAACAAAUCUGUUCAUGGUAUGAUACUUAAAAUCAAACAUGUAAACCCUUAUCAGGUUUUGUUCAAUUUUUUCCUCCCUUCACCUGGAAAUGUGAUAUCUUUAAAUGUGCACUGUUCAGAUUUGUUUUUACAUGUUAAAAGAAAUUUGAGAAAUCACAAUUUUUAAUUCACUGAAAUAAAAAGGAAAAAGAAUAAAUUGGCUGCUGAGUGUCUUGUAGUUUGUUAUGUUUCCUUGAAAUGAUUGUGGUUUGAUUCCAGACCAAUGACUUUGAACACGGAUCCUUUAUUCAGAUCUUCAGGUUUAGAAGUACUCAUCAAGGUCUGUAUUUCAAAGCUUUCCCAAUGCCACAGUAAAUCAAGUUAUACAAGUCUUAAUUUGUUUUCUCAGCCACAAGAAAUUCUUGUCCUCCCUGACCUCUGCCUUGAUCUGAAAGUUCUCCACACCUUUCAGUAUAAACAGAACAUUAUUAAUACAACAGACAAAUUAACUGUCUCUUCAUUACAUAAACCUCUUGGAUGUUUUGAGUUUCUUUGUCUGCAAUUUGUUUAAAGGUGUGGCUGAACACACAGGUGACAUCGACAGGAUAUUCCACAUGAAAAAACUGUUACAGGAAAAAAUGAUAUCAAGGCUUUGUCUCCAUCUGUGCUGGAUUUGUGUAACUGCACCCAGCCAGGAAGUGUUCCUCCCUCAACCCAUGUGAGGAAUCUAACCCUUGACUUCCAAUGGCUGCCAUGAGGAAAGCUGUGAUUGCAGCAGUUGUUGCUGCUUUAGCAGCUUUCAUUGGACACACACUCCUUAAGUUUAAGUAAGUAUAUAUGGAAGCAAAUUAAAGGUAAAGUACAGGAGAAUGAUAGAUGUUGAUCUGUACUGCUUUUAAUGUUGAGAACUGUUGCAAACUACUACUAAGUAAGAGAUCAGUAUGUGUAUGCAGGGAGCAAAGUCUUCUUAAGUGAAUUAAAACUUGAGCUUUAGGAUUGACACAGCUUCAUGACAUGACCCAGUCGACCGGCUGGGUCUGAUUUAGUGUUUCUGAUUUAGUGUUUGAUUUUCUCUGCAGGGAGAUCACCCUUGCUUCCCGAGAACUGACUGUGAAACACCUCCAGUGUCAAUAUCUAAAGAAUAUAGGUAAGCACUCUUUGUGUUCAUGUCAAUGACUUCAUUUUAGUAACUGUCAUGUGGCUUCAACCUUUUUUUAAGCUUAUUUCUAUGUAAAAUGUGAUCAUUAAAGAGUUUGAAGUCCAGUUUGCCUACAGUAGGUCAAGUGUCAGUGAUGUCAUGUUGGAGUGUGGAAAUUAACAACUUGUACUUUGCUUUGAACAGAAUAUGGGGCGGAGGAUAUUACAAUACUAAGAGAUGGACUGGCCUUCCUUAGCACAGUAUGUUAUUUACAUUUUUUAAUUUACAGUUGCAUAAAUAAAUCAGUGUUAAUGCAGUAUACCUAAACAACCCUCUACUUUCUUUUGAAUGAGAAACAAGUACUAUAUAAUCCCUCAUGACUACCUACUUACAGUUAACCUUUGCAAGAGAAGUCACAUCAAACACAUCUUUUUUUUUUUUACUAAGGGGUUGAAUUAUCCUGGGCUGCCUUCAUUCUCUGAUGAACCUGGGAAGUUGUAUGCUUUGGAUCUGCUGCACCCAAAACCAACUCCAGUGGAGCUGCAAAUCAAAGGAGAGCUGGACCUCAGUUCUUUUAACCCUCAUGGCAUCAGUGUAUAUAUUGAUGAGGCAGGUGAGGCACAAAUCAAAUGCAGCAAACAACCAAAACUGUGUCUGUGCAUGUAAGACAAAUGUCAGUUUAUAACUUUGCUUCAACAUUGUCUGCGAUAAGAUUUUCACAAAAAUACCCUCUGUCCAUUCCCAAAAGCUACAAUAGGAACUAUAGCAGAUUUUUUUAUAUAUUUUUAUUUUAUCAUUUCUUUUAAGAUAUUUUGUAAUUUGAUAAAUUACUUUAAGAAUGCUUUAAAUUUUAUCCCUUAUUUUUGAUACUUUAAAUUACACUUUCCUGCAACAUACUUUCAGUAUCUCCUCUCUACCGUAGUUUUAAGAGGUCGAGGUGGAGUCUACAAGGGGUUUUAAUCGAUCUUCUCACAUCACUUAAGAUUGACAGGAAUGCAGUUUGGGAUCCAGUGUUUCUGUUUGCUAUCAGGGAUUGUUCACUGUUUACCCUCCUACAACCACACCACACCUGUCUUAAAUUUGCACAAAUGCUUAUUCAAUAUUUAAUUCUGAUGAUGCUUCAAAGCAGGAGAUUGAAAACACAGGGGAGGGUUUUAUUUUCACGCAGUAUGGGAAUUAUCACACAUCUGUUUUUGAGCUUUACAAAAAAAAAAAAAAAACGGGUCUGCAAUGAUGAGAAAGCCUUGUAUCAUUGUGAAAUGUAAACUGGCAUAUUUACAGAGUGAACAAAUAAAUAGAAGUGUCAGGAUUAAACACUAACAAAAGGGAGUACCCACUUGCAGACUUAAAAAUUGAAAGUUUAUUUCACAAGACUGAACUUGAAUCAACUAAAAUUUGCUUUAAACUGAAAACAAAUAAAAAAAUGCAAAUCCAAAAAUCCAAAAGCACCAGAAGCAAAAAUCUGACAAAACAAAGAGGCACUGGAAAAAACAACAGGAAACAAGGUAGGGUUCACAUGGACAACAUACGCUAAGACAAAGAACAAUGAAGGGACAGGGACUAAAAACUCACACUGGGAAAUGACCAACAGGUAAGACAGACAAGACACAGGUGAGACUUGAGAAUAUUUAACAAAGGAGGGAAAACUGAGAAAGUAAAAACAAACUUCACACACAGGGAUUGACUACAGCAAAAUAAAGCUGGAAGUCAAGCUGAGCGACACACAAGGAUGAGGAACUACAAAAUAAACCAGGAAAUACUGAAAAAUAAACUACAUAAACAAACAGUGAAAAACAAAAGAACAACAGGAACAUAGAAAUAGUCAACACAGGGAAACAGGAACAACAGGGAACAGACACAAUAGAGGAAAUACAAAUGAAUUAAGAAACUAGAAAACUAAAUGAAUAAGAACACAUCAUGACACAGAAAAUGAUAUUAAGCAGCUUUUAUUACACACUGGAGAUAAAUGUCAUCAGUCCCGCCAACUACUAAGGGGGCAGCAAGUAAAAGUCCAGGUAAAAUUGGGGUAAAGAUUUGCAUUUCCUCAGCUUAAAAGUUGCAGGAUUUUUUUCAGGAGUUUAGUGCACGUGUUAAAACAGAUUUUAAAAAAAUGUUUGGCCAUUUUCUGGGAUAAGGUCAUGUGAGUGAAAUAAAUGGAGCUGAUAUUUCACAUGUAAGUUGACAAAGAAAUCUAUCAGUGGUAAGCAAAUGUAAAAGGAACUUUGGCAUAAAUAUUGCUCCUGAUUUUAGUGUGAAAUGUGCAUGAUUUUAUUCUUUUAAAGAUAAGAGAGGAGAACAGUGACAACAUACUGCUGCUUGUUUUUCAGAUGACGCUGUGUACCUGUUUGUGGUCAAUCACCCUCAGCACAAAAGCCAAGUAGAAAUCUUCCUUUUUAUUGAGGAGACCACACUUGUGCACCUGAAAACAAUCACCCACCCCCUUCUCCAUAGGUAAGUACAGUAUGAUUAAAACUUCACAGUGCCUUCACCCUCACAUACUGUUCGAAUCCUGUACCUUCACAGUAUGUUCCGGGUCAAAAUUGCCCCUUCAAAGAGUUCAAAGAGCAGCUUUCUGUCACAGAAAGUUCUCUUGACUAGUUAGGUCAUUUUGACCUCUGUCUAGGUGUGUCUGUGUGACUGUAUGUCUGUCUGUGUGCGUGCGUGUGUGUGUGUUUCUGUCAAGGUAAUGAUAGUUUCAUAAUGAUUUGAAUAUAUCUUUUUGAACAACAAACCUUAUAUUGAACACUGUUGUUACUGUUUGUCACUUGUCCCACACUGCUAGAUCUAAAAUCCAUCUAAAUAUACACUCACCGGCCACUUUAUUAGGUACACCAUGCUAGUAACGGGUUGGACCCCCUUUUGCCUUCAGAACUGCCUCAAUUCUUCGUGGCAUAGAUUCAACAAGGUGCUGGAAGCAUUCCUCAGCGAGCUUGGUCCAUAUUGACAUGAUGGCAUCACACAGUUGCCGCAGAUUUGUCGGCUGCACAUCCAUGAUGCGAAUCUCCCGUUCCACCACAUCCCAAAGAUGCUCUAUUGGAUUGAGAUCUGGUGACUGUGGAGGCCAUUUGAGUACAGUGAACUCAUUGUCAUGUUCAAGAAACCAGUCUGAGAUGAUUCCAGCUUUAUGACAUGGCGCAUUAUCCUGCUGAAAGUAGCCAUCAGAAGUUGGGUACAUUGUGGUCAUAAAGGGAUGGACAUGGUCAGCAACAAUACUCAGGUAGGCUGUUGCGUUGCAACGAUGCUCAAUUGGUACCAAGGGGCCCAAAGAGUGCCAAGAAAAUAUUCCCCACACCAUGACACCACCACCACCAGCCUGAACCGUUGAUACAAGGCAGGAUGGAUCCAUGCUUUCAUGUUGUUGACGCCAAAUUCUGACCCUACCAUCCGAAUGUCGCAGCAGAAAUCGAGACUCAUCAGACCAGGCAACGUUUUUCCAAUCUUCUAUUGUCCAAUUUCGAUGAGCUUGUGCAAAUUGUAGCCUCAGUUUCCUGUUCUUAGCUGAAAGGAGUGGCACCCGGCGUGGUCUUCUGCUGCUGUAGCCCAUCUGCCUCAAAGUUCGACGUACUGUGCGUUCAGAGAUGCUCUUCUGCCUACCUUGGUUGUAACGGGUGGUUAUUUGAGUCACUGUUGCCUUUCUAUCAGCUCGAACCAGUCUGGCCAUUCUCCUCUGACCUCUGGCAUCAACAAGGCAUUUCUGCCGACAGAACUGCCGCUCACUGGAUAUUUUUUCUUUUUCGGACCAUUCUCUGUAAACCCUAGAGAUGGUUGUGCGUGAAAAUCCCAGUAGAUCAGCAGUUUCUGAAAUACUCAGACCAGCCCUUCUGGCACCAACAACCAUGCCACGUUCAAAGUCACUCAAAUCACCUUUCUUCCUCAUACUGAUGCUCGGUUUGAACUGCAGGAGAUUGUCUUGACCAUGUCUACAUGCCUAAAUGCACUAAGUUGCCGCCAUGUGAUUGGCUGAUUAGAAAUUAAGUGUUAACGAGCAGUUGGACAGGUGUACCUAAUAAAGUGGCCGGUGAGUGUAGAUACGGGUCAAAUUUGACCCGUAACAGCCUUAGAGGGGAAAUAUUUGUAGCACAUAAACAAAAAUACACUUGAAUAUUUUUAAAUCAAUUUCAUGUAUUUUGGGUUAUUUCAGGAAAAGUCAUCAAGUUUCAGGCUUAAAAAAUGAUGUUUAGGGUAUUUUUACUGCUGUUAAAAGUCAAAACGGGUCAAAUUUAAAACUAUACAUGCUUCUUUUUUUUUUUUUUUACUUUUUUCUUUGCCUUUCAGUGUAAAUGACAUUGUUGCUGUCGGAGUGGAGAGCUUCUACGCCACAAAUGAUCACUCCUUUCCCAAUGAAGUCCUUCACUUUCUGACCCUGGUACUGGGUCUACCUUUGUGUGACGUGGUGUACUACAGUCCAAAGGAAGUCAGGGUGGCAGCCAACGGCUUCAUGUCUGCAAAUGGCAUCAACAUUUCCCCAGACAAACGGUGAAUCCUUCUUCAACUCAGUCAAACACAUGCAUUUUAAAAAUGAAUGUAUUUCCGGACAAUAAAUUCUCAGUGAAAUACUAAAACAGUAUUCCUAUUUACAGGUAUAUUUAUGUUUCUGAUAUCAUUGAUCAUGACAUAGAUGUUUUUGAAAGAAAAGAAGGGGAACAACUAGCAUUUAUAAAGGUAACACAGUGCUCUCUCUCACUUCUUGACUAAAAUGACCAACUGCUUCAAGCAUCACUUUUUCAAGGCUUUACCUCAAUUUAAUCUUUUUCACAACUUUCAUUCAUGUCUCACUUUGAUUACAUAUUCUCUUUCCAACCAGUCUGUAGCUGUGGGGUCACUCUGUGAUAACAUUGAGGUGGACCACAGGACAGGCGACCUGUGGCUUGGAUGUCACCCAAAUGCCAUGAAGUUUUCAAGCUUUAACCCUGAAGAUCCUCCUGGUUCAGAGGUCAGUUGAUUUGCUUUGUCCUUUUUUAAGUUGAUGUCUUAUGUGAACGUUGUAACUCAAAAUUGUUUGUUACUUUUAUCCGUGCUUCCUCCAGGUAAUCCUGGUCAAAAACAUCCACUCAGAGCAGCCUGUGGUGAGCCAGGAGUACGCUGAUGAUGGCAAAGUGAUCAUGGGCUCCAGUGUGGCUGCUCCUUUUGAGGGAAAGUUGUUGAUUGGCAGUGUUUUUCACAAAGCUCUGUACUGUAAUCUGAAAUAA